UGGGUUGUGAGCGCUGGGAAUGAGGAGCUGUGGGCCCAGCCCGUCUUGGAGAUGCCGAAGAGACGCGACAUCCUGGCUAUCGUGCUGAUAGUUCUUCCCUGGACGCUGCUGAUCACCGUCUGGCACCAGAGCACGAUAGCUCCGCUGCUCGCAGUGCACAAGGACGAUGGUGGAGAUUCCCGUCGCGACUUCUCCCAAGGCUCUGACUCCAAGGAGUACUGUCUCUCUGACCGGGAUAUUGUGGAGGUGGUUAGGACAGAGUACGUCUACACACGCCCACCUCCCUGGUCAGAUGCCUUGCCCACCAUCCAUGUCGUCACGCCCACCUACAGCCGGCCUGUCCAGAAGGCAGAGUUGACGCGGCUCGCCAACACUUUUUUGCACGUCCCCAACUUGCACUGGAUCUUGGUGGAGGACUCCCAGCGACGGACCCCUCUCGUCACCCGCCUCUUGAGGGACACGGGGCUGAACUACACGCACCUCAACGUGGAGACUCCUCGCAACUAUAAGCUGAGGGGGGACAUGAGGGACCCGCGGAUCCCCCGCGGGACAAUGCAAAGGAACCUGGCCCUGCGGUGGCUGAGAGAGACCUUUAAUAGAAACAACAGCCAGCCUGGGAUUGUUUACUUUGCAGAUGACGAUAACACCUACAGCCUGGAACUAUUUGAGGAGAUGCGGAGCACCAGGAAAGUGUCGGUGUGGCCGGUGGCCUUUGUGGGGGGCUUGCGCUACGAGUCGCCCAAAGUCAACGCCGCCGGGAAGGUGUACGGCUGGAAGACCGUCUUCGACCCUCACCGGCCCUUCGCCAUCGACAUGGCGGGCUUCGCUGUCAAUCUCAGGCUCAUCCUCCAGAGACCUCAGGCCUACUUCAAGCUGCGGGGGGUGAAGGGCGGCUACCAGGAGAGCAGCCUUCUCCGGGAGCUGGUGACCCUGAACGACCUUGAGCCCAAAGCUGCCAAUUGCACUAAGAUUCUCGUCUGGCACACGAGGACGGAGAAACCGGUACUGGUGAAUGAGGGGAAGAAAGGCUUCACAGAUCCCAAUGUGGAAAUAUGA
Messenger RNA from Gekko japonicus, 1056 nucleotides. It is a transcript of the gene B3GAT1, whose product is annotated as beta-1,3-glucuronyltransferase 1. The transcript is spliced from 5 exons. Lineage: Eukaryota; Metazoa; Chordata; Lepidosauria; Squamata; Gekkonidae. Gene Ontology annotation, biological process: carbohydrate metabolic process; chondroitin sulfate proteoglycan biosynthetic process. The coding region runs from base 52 to 1056 and encodes 334 amino acids. The record is from RefSeq and is a predicted model, not a curated record. Gene Ontology annotation, cellular component: Golgi membrane. Gene Ontology annotation, molecular function: galactosylgalactosylxylosylprotein 3-beta-glucuronosyltransferase activity.